Messenger RNA from Mastomys coucha (southern multimammate mouse), 4331 nucleotides. It is a transcript of the gene Gpr35, whose product is annotated as G protein-coupled receptor 35. Bases 929 to 1867 code for a protein of 312 amino acids. Lineage: Eukaryota; Metazoa; Chordata; Mammalia; Rodentia; Muridae. The transcript has 3 exons. Gene Ontology annotation, biological process: chemokine-mediated signaling pathway; positive regulation of Rho protein signal transduction; phospholipase C-activating G protein-coupled receptor signaling pathway. Gene Ontology annotation, cellular component: membrane. The record is from RefSeq and is a predicted model, not a curated record. Gene Ontology annotation, molecular function: chemokine receptor activity.
UAGGGAGAUAGUAAGGAUGGAAACCUGGUCCGGUACCCAGGCAGGAGAUACUUCUGGAAGCACCGUGGCUGCGGGUGGGAUCCUCCACAGCAGGCUGCGUGUCCACCCGUGGGACAGUUCUGGAAAGGUAGUCAACAGUGGAAGAGAGCGGUUGAGGCCAAACUAGGGCUUCCCUUUGGGCAGGGAGCUCAGUCGGAGAUACAGGGGGACUAGGGUGUUGGUCCCAAACCUGCCACCAACUGUGACAUCCUAGUCAAUAAAUUCAUUCUCAGGAUCUGUUUCCACCUGGGGAAAGGAAAGGGGGAAGGGUGGAAAUGAAGCUCUCUCUAGCUCCUCGCUGCCUUUGAAGACAGGAAGACUAUCUAUUAUUUAUGGCCCGUUGCUAUGGAGCUCAUAUGGGAAAAAGGUGGCUGGGCUGGGAAAGGAAUCUGUAAGAAGUGUGGCCUGUGGCCCGGGGAAAGACCCCUGGGCUCUGAGUGAAGUAUUUGGGGCAAAGAAUGCCUACCAAGGCCCACGGGCAUAAGGGAAUAUUCUGUACUAAGACAAUGAGCCCUGGAAAGGCUCCUGAGGUGGUGGGUAUGGCUGGUAGGUCGAGUGGCCUGUGUGGAUCUGUCUGUGGGCUGGCUGAGCCAGGCCUGCCUCUGCCCCAGCCACACAUGUUGAUUGAGUCAUCUUUCAGGGAGGAAUGUGGGACAUGACUGUCAAACACAUCUGCAUGAGCAUGGAGGAGAGGGAACAUUGCUGCCUCCGGCCUGGGAGCAGGACCGGCUUAAGACAGACAGCUGUGGCUGGCAGCCCCCGGGAGAACAGGUGUUAAAAAGUGAUGUGGUUGGGGCUUCCACAUGGGCCAGACCUACAUGAGAUUUAUCACGUGAGGAUGCCGGGCUGGAGCCUAUCAGCUGAAUGAGGCCGGACGGGGGUCUGUCAGAUGAGCCCUAGGACCAUGAAUAGUACAACUUGUAACAGCACCCUCAUGUGGCCUGUCUUCGUCAACAACAUCUUCAUCAUCUACUCCGCCUUGCUGCUGGUGCUGGGCCUGCUGCUCAACAGCCUGGCGCUCUGGGUAUUCUGCUUUCGCAUGCGCCAGUGGACAGAGACCCGUGUCUAUAUGACCAACCUGGCUGUGGCCGACCUCUGCCUGCUCUGCUCCUUGCCGUUCAUGCUGUACUCCCUGAAAUACAGUUCUUCAGACACGCCCAUCUGCCAGCUCUCACAGGGCAUCUACCUGGUCAACAGGUACAUGAGUAUAAGCUUGGUCACCGCCAUUGCCGUGGACCGCUAUGUGGCAGUGCGGCAUCCCCUGCGUGCCCGUGAGCUGCGGUCCCCGAGGCAGGCUGCGGUGGUGUGUGUGGCCCUCUGGGUGAUAGUGGUCGCCUCCCUGGUGGUGCGCUGGCACCUGGGGAUGCAGGAGGGUGGCUUCUGCUUCAGCAGCCAAGGCCGGCGCAACUUCAGCACCACCACCUUCUCGCUACUGGGAUUCUACCUGCCACUGGCCAUCGUGGUCUUCUGCUCUUUGCAGGUGGUGACUGUGCUGGCGAGAAGGCCAGCCACUGAUGUGGGGCAGGCGGAGGCCACCCGAAAGGCCACCCACAUGGUCUGGGCCAACUUGGCUGUGUUUAUCAUCUGCUUCCUGCCCCUGCAUGUGGUCCUGACAGUGCAGGUCUCCCUGAACCUCAACACCUGUGCUGCCCGCGGCACCUUCGCCCGAGCCCUGUCCAUCACAGCCAAACUCUCAGAUACCAACUGCUGCCUGGAUGCCGUCUGUUACUACUACAUGGCUAAAGAGUUCCAGGAAGCAUCUAUGCCGGCCACGUCCUCCAAGACACCCCACAAGAGCCAAGAUUCUCAGAGCCUGAGUCUCACCUAGAAGUGAGCAUGUGCCAAGGGCUAGAGGAACCUGUGAUAUGAGCAAGGAGGCCCCAAAUCGGCCUGAACCUGCUGUGGGGUUUGAGCACUCUAGGAGACCCAGUUGGCCUAGAGAGGCUGUGUCUUGCUUCCCUGAGAGAACCAGAGGACUGAGACUCUAACGUCCGACUUGAGAGACCCUGGAACAAGACCACAUACCCGCCACCCCAGCUCUAGAACCUCUGGGCACCAGAAUAGGGCCUUGAUGGCUAGCCACUGAGUUUAGGAUGCAACUCUCCCCUGCCAGAGUUGGUCCUGGCAAAGUCCUCUGUCACUCAGAUGCAAGCAAUGAGAGGCGAAGAAGGGACAUACAGCUCAGAGAGCCAGGAGACAUCUUCCCAGGGGACCCUCUAAUGGCCGCUUCCUUUUGGGACCUCUAAACUUCUACAUGCCACAUGUAGGGUUAGGGAAAAGGGCAGUGGCUGUGACCUGGUAAAGCUGUCCUCCAAGGCCCAUGGCUGUCAGUGUUGCUCCAGCUCUGUAUUCUGAGGAGACCUGAUGGUCAUGAAGUCAUGCUCAGCAGUUACACUGCCAUCCCGAGCCUCUUGCUAGUAUUUCCAGUCUGUCGUGGGCCUGUUGGUCACUAAGGCCAGUGGCUGUGGUCUGCUGGAGUUUGUCAUGGGGAAGAUUGACAUUGGGUUUGGUACCUGCACUCUCUGAGGAUCUGGCUCCAGGCUGUGAGGGGCUCUGGAGUAAAAGAUCAGCCACAAAGCCAGCUCUGAGCCAGGCAGAGCACAUUUGGAGGUGUGGCAGCCCUGGGCUUCUCCCUCUGUGCUUUGGUUUUUUUUUUUUUUUUUUUUUUUUUUUUUUUUUUUUUUUUUUUUUUUUUUUUUUUUUUUUUUUUUUGUCUUGGCCCAAAUGCUACAGCUAUACCUGGAGCCAGAGCCCCUCCAGCUCAGGGGAGGGGGGAACUGUCUUUCCCCACUCUCCACCCGUACUUUAUCCAAGGCCUACUGCCUAACUGACCCGCCCCCCUUUUUUUGUAUGACCUUUUCUACAAAAGCCAACAAUCUGUCAUCGUCCAGACACCAAAGAAAAGAUUCCAUUCAAUUAUAAAUUGGUGAGCCGGUUUACUGGAGUUACUUACAAAAGCAUGGUGACUCUUGGGUGCUCCCCAAGAGCUGUGAAGUCCCAGUCACCAUAGGUGACAGUCCCCAAACUGCACCACUAGAUUGCCAAUCCCCAGUAAACUUCCACCACGUGCACACCCAGACACCAGCUCCAGAGGGAGCUGCGGUUGCCACCUCAGGUAUGCUGACCUUCCUCUCCCUGUCAGAGAAUGCUAACAGCUUCAUGAUCAUCAGUCUAUUCACCACAGUAGUAUUUCACUUGUUUCAUUGGCAUGACUGUGGGCCAAGGGGUCCAGUGGAUCAGGACAGCGCUUUUCCUGUCCACUGCUGCUGAUCAUCCUAAGCCAGAGGAAAUGGCUUCUCUGCCACACUCACCCACUCUCCCUCCAGUUCUCACAUCCCCUCCACCCUUUUUCCUGCAGUAUUAUCUGAACCUUCACCUUGGAAGGGAUGGUAUAUCUAUAUAAUAUCAAAAUAUAGGAUAUACACAUAUGUGCCUAUGUUUCUUUUCUGAGUCUUAUGCCUCUAGACAACAACAGGGUUAGAGCAGCCAAAGCAAUGUGAAACACGAGCAAUGUGACACAGUUUGGGGUCACUGGUGGGCACAAUCAAAUCAUUGUUUAGAUCUUGUAUUUUUAAUCUCUGUAGAAAAUUUGAGUCUUCUAGGAUACAGAUGUUUCAGAGAAGACUCAAUUGUGAGAUGGGGAUUUCAGCAAAUCCCUAUCACACCAGGUCCAAAUCUCCCCAGUCACUGGCCACAAGAUAGUUUUGUGGUCCUUAGGGAGGGUUUGUGGCCCUCCACAGCAAGAAAUACUUGUUAAAAAGACAUUAAAGCAUGUACCAUUAUCUUCCAGGAACCCCUCCCCCAGCCCCCAAGAUUUCUGGGACCACAGCUCUCAGGAAGGAGUUCAGGUGGGGGACUUGAGUGCAGUGUGAGAUCUGGAAGGCCUUACAAAAAAGGAUAUAAAGUAUGUGAGAAAUACCUGUUAGUGAAGCCAAGAUGGCUGGAACAGCUUUACCCACCACCAAGGCCUGCUAGAACUGGAUGAAGCUCCAGGAGCAGGCGCAGAAGCAUUCCAGAACACUCAAAAGUGACCUGUAGGGUCUGGAGAUGGCUCAGCGGUUAAGAGCACUGACUGCUCAUCCAGAGGUCCCAAGUUCAAUUCCCAGAAACUACAUGGUGGCUCACAGCCAUCUGUAAUGGGGUCUGAUGUCCUCUUCUGGUGUGCCCGAAGAGAGUGACAGUGCGUGCAGAUAUUAAAUCUUAAAAAGUGACCUGUAAACUCAUUAUGAACUAUAUGUAACAUGUUGCAUAGAGAAAGCCUGUGCUGUACAAAUAAACUACAAAGAGAGUGC